CAAUUUCUCGAUACCUGAAUAAAGUUUUGCAUGUGUUUGUCCAUUUUAUCGUGUUCAUUCUACAUGACAUCUGUCGUCUUUAUCCAUUGACAAGGAUUAUUAUCAAAUAAGUAAUUUCAUCCACUUCAUAUAAAUGUGUUGUCAAUUACCUUUCCCUUCACAUAUACUAAUUCAUAAACAACUUUUCAGCCAUAUUACAAAAUUUCCAGCAUGGAUAUAGCGCUUAGAGAUCUGGGUUUUGAUCCUUCCAUGAUAGGUGCCCUUCACGACAUGUUCGACAUCAUAGACGACACAACAGAGCAGAAACCUCAGCAUCCAUCGAGAGCUUACAUUCGAGACACAAAGGCCAUGAGAGCAACACCAGCAGAUGUAAUGGAAUACCCUAACGCCUACCAGUUCUUAGUGGACAUGCCAGGGUUGAAACCCGACCAAGUGAAAGUCCAGUUGGAGGAUGAAAACGUGUUGGUAGUGAGCGGAGAAAGGAAAAGAGAGAAAGAAAAGGAAGAGAAAGAAGGGAUAAAGUAUCUGAGAAUGGAGAGGAGGUUUGGGAAACUGUUGAAGAAAUUUGUGCUGCCGGAAAAUGCUAACACAGAAGCGAUAUCGGCGGCGUUUCAGGACGGUGUGCUGGUGGUGACGGUGGAGAAGCGGCCGCCGCCAGAACCCAAGAAGCCAAAAGUGAUUGAGGUUAAGCUGGGAGAGAGCACUACUGGCACUAGUGGUGUUCAAGCAACUGAUGAAGGAGGAGCAGGUGAACGAGUCCAAGAUGGAACUGGUGGAAUAAAGACUGAUUAAUAAGUUUGUGUUAUAUAUCUAAGUGAUCAUGCAGCCUAUAUAGUGUUGAUACUUGCUAAGUUUGUUUUGCUGUUAAAAGUUACGGAGUAUGUGAAACUUAAUGUGGGUUGUACGUCCUAGAAGUUGUAAGAAAAUAUAUGUAAAAUAAAGAAGUCUAAAUAUGUUAAUUAAUGUGUUCAUGUGUUUGUACCUAUAUGUAUGAAGUCUAAAUAUGUAAUUUAAUGUGUGUAUAUUUGUACCUAUAUGUAUGACAAUGCUUUUGUGAAUGU
Messenger RNA from Lycium ferocissimum, 1061 nucleotides. Its product is annotated as 17.1 kDa class II heat shock protein-like. Lineage: Eukaryota; Viridiplantae; Streptophyta; Magnoliopsida; Solanales; Solanaceae. The record is from RefSeq and is a predicted model, not a curated record. The transcript has a single exon. Gene Ontology annotation, biological process: response to salt stress; protein folding; response to heat. The coding region runs from base 211 to 792 and encodes 193 amino acids.